This is a messenger RNA of Ophidiomyces ophidiicola, 1143 nucleotides long. RefSeq lists its product as uncharacterized. Bases 1 to 1143 code for a protein of 380 amino acids. The record is from RefSeq and is a predicted model, not a curated record. The transcript has a single exon. NCBI's taxonomy places the organism in Eukaryota, Fungi, Ascomycota, Eurotiomycetes, Onygenales, Onygenaceae.
AUGGACCCCUUAGCUAUUUAUUCCAAUAACAGCGGACAGUCCGUUCCUUCAGCACCGCCCCCGCAGCUAUGGAUGAGUCCCCCCUCUUUUCACCCCCGACGGGUUGACCAUCCAUUAGAUGAACCUACCCUUGCUCAACGGACUGCUACCUUUCGUCAGCUCAAUCGACUCCCACAGACCCCCCGGCGUAUCCCCCGUCAAACAGCCUAUACGGGUAGCCAGCGAUACUUUCCGUCGCAACCUGUUGUUGUAAGAACUUAUUCCGCCGAUACUAAUGUACGAGGAACAAUGUCGCGACAUUCCAACCUUGAAUGCUAUCGUCCUACCAAGCUACCUCCGGUACAAGAUUUUGGUAUUGAAGGGAUCUUGCAGGCGAUAGAACCUGAUAUCCGGAAUACCCUUGACACUAUUGCCGAGAUAUGUGGGCGAAGCAAACUCAGCCUGGCUAAUGAGUACGGUAGCCACAGACCACCGUUGGGAGAGAUCCGUGCAACUUCAAGGCCAAUGGAUCAUACACUUUUAGCUGUGGAAGAAGCUAGCUCGAGCAACGAGCGGCUAGCCGACGAGAAUAUUGUGAUACUCGGAGACGAUAUAAGUACGCUUGACGGACGUGACGCGCCCUCGGCUAGAUAUCGCCUUUUUGAACAUCUUCCUGAAACCGUUGUCACCACCGAUCGCAAUAGCCAUUUAGCGUCAAGGAAUGAUGUUACUGCGAGCACGACUGCAGUGGGGGACGCUUUGUCAACCAGUGAAUCACAGCCCCAACCGCAUUCUUACCCACAAGAAGGGAAUUCGAGACCCUCAUCUUUUCCAUGGGCAUUUCUUGGAAAGCAUUCAAGCUUUGAACGUCGAGUACACCCACAGCCAAUCCAAACUCGGCCUGUUGUCUCUGAAAUCCAUCUCGACGUCAACGCUAGCAGGCCCUGUCAACAAGCCUUAUUGUCACAGCAGCUCGGGUCGACAGGCGAUAGAAACCCGAUCAGCACAAAAAAACUUGGACUUGCAGAGAAUCACAGGUCUUUUUUUUCUGACCUGGGAAAUUUGUUUGGCUGGCUCAAGCAAAACAGUGACAUCAAAGCCAAUAACAUGAAUCAAAGAUAUGUCACCGCGGAAAACAAACUUCGGGAUGCCUUACUUAAAUAG